AUGGCAGCGACGGCGCGCUGGGCAAGGGCAACGACGGCGCGCCGGAUAGCGACGGCACGCGGGGCAGGGGCGGCACGCGAGCAGCGGCGGCGCCAGGCAGCAGUGGCGCGCGGGCAGCGGGAGCGCGUGGGCAUGGGCAGCAGAGGCGCGCAUGGGGCGGCGCAAAGAGCUGCGCGCGGCUCGCACACCAGUUCGGACACCUCCCUUCCCCCUAUCUCAGCACCUCCCUUCCCCCUUUCACAGCAACCCACUUCCCCCUUUCACAGCACCUCCCUUCCCCCUCUCUCAGCACCUCCCUUCCCCCUAUCACAGCAACUCCCUUACCCCUCUCAUAGCACCUCCUUUCCCUCUCUCACAGCACCUACCUUCCCCCUCUCUCAGCACCUCCUUUCCCCCUAUCUCAGCACCUCCCUUCCCCCUAUCACAGCAACUCCCUUUCCCCUUUCACAGCGACCCCCUUCCCCCGCUCACAGCACCUCCUUUCCCCCUCUCUCAGCAUACUCCCUUCCCCCUAUCACAGCACCUCGCUUCCCCCUCUCUCAGCACCGCCCUUCCCCCUAUAAUCAAAACUCCCUUCUCCCUUUCACAGCACCCCCCUUCACCCUCUCACAGCACCUCGUUUCCCCCUCUCUCAGCACCUCCCUUCCUUCUAUAAUCAAAACUCCCUUCUCCCUUUCACAGCAACCCCCUUCCCCCUCUCACAGCACCUACCUUCCCCCUCUCUCAGCACCUCACUUCCCCCUAUCACAGCAACUCCCUUCUCCCUUUCACAGUAACCCCCUUCCCCCUCUCUCAGCUCCUCCUUUCCCCUUCUCUCAGCACCUCCCUUCCCCCUAUAAUCAAAACUCCCUUCUCCCUUUCACAGCAACCCCCUUCCUCCUCUCACAGCACCUCCUUUCCCCCUCUCUCAGCAACCCCCUUCCCCCUCCUCACAGCACCUCCUUUCCCACCCUCACAGCACAUGUUGCACACUGA
This is a messenger RNA of Closterium sp. Naga37s-1, 975 nucleotides long. The record is from the annotation of a GenBank genome assembly. NCBI's taxonomy places the organism in Eukaryota, Viridiplantae, Streptophyta, Zygnematophyceae, Desmidiales, Closteriaceae.